Molecule: messenger RNA, 3507 nt
Organism: Microstroma glucosiphilum
Lineage: Eukaryota; Fungi; Basidiomycota; Exobasidiomycetes; Microstromatales; Microstromataceae
Exons: 2
Coding region: 133-3402 (1089 amino acids)
Biological process (GO): activation of GTPase activity
Molecular function (GO): GTPase activator activity
Source: RefSeq, a predicted model, not a curated record
AACCACUCCUUUCUUCCACACAGCCAUCGAGUGCCUCCACUCUUGCUGCGGCUGCAUUUCUGCCUUCUCAACUGCUUCGUCUUUGGCCUCCGCUGUGUGGAUGUAAUCCGGCAGACUCAGCGCCCUGCCCUGAUGUCAGUCUCCAGCCAGGCAUCGAAGGAAGACCUGGAUGCGGAUGUCUCACCAUCGACAAAGGCCGGCGAAUCCGCGACUCAAGGAGCCGACCAUGAUGGUGCUUCUCCUCACGUAGUACAAGCAGCACAGGAACCCAUACCCAUCGAGCUCGCCCAAGUCAUACCCGAUCUACAGCUCCAUCCACCUGAUGAUGAGCCGGAAGAGGAGGAAAGGGCGCAGGCUGGGGCUACGUCCGACGAGGAGGGUGAUACUUCAGGUGGAGCUUGGUCGACUACUGUGACUCCAGUGGAAGAGAUCGAGGGCUUCGAUCUCCGUAUCAGAGUGGAAGAAUCGCAGGACACAGAGUUCAAAGAGCAGCCACCUCUGCGGAAUAGGCCGGCUCAUCUAUCACACAGCCGCAUCGAGUCCCUGCCUCCUCAAAGAUUCUCGGAGGUUGAUGUCGAGGACAUUGAACACCCUCAGGCAUCUUCUUCCCGGCUCUCGUCAUACCUCGUAUACAAUGGAAGGUAUUCCAGCCCCAGACCUUCCGGACUCUCCAAUGCCUCAAUGGAGGAGGACGAAGAGAUCGAUCUCGAUGCUCAGAAUCAUUACCACGCUGGCCGUGAAACCGAAGGCGUGCGAGACUUGUCUGAGACCGAAAGAGCAGGUCUCGACUUCGUCGACGUGGCUUUGGAUGCUCAGAAAGGAAUCUAUGGAAGCUCAGGAGCCUCACAUGCUAAGAGCAGAACCUCCCUCGAGAUCCGGUCUGACUUCCUCAGCAGCGAUGGAGCAAGGGGACAAGCCCCUCCCAUGAGUCGGAAUGGCAGUGGCCAAGACUUGGGCGUCUCUCCAUUGGCAGGGAGCAACGGCAACAUGAGAAUUGCUUUUUGGAAAAAGAGGAGCAGCGUCACCUCGCAGGGUGACAAGGAUGAAGGCGAAGGGCAGAUCGAUGCAGAGGCCGGUGAUGCUGAUAUCGGGACAUCGAGGAACGCGCCUACGCCUUCAAAAGAGGUCCCGGCAGGAUCCCAUGUGGACCAAGGCGACAUGGGCAGUAUGUCGCGAUCCUCUUCGUUCGGUUCGGUGACGGAACCUGGCAAGAAAGUCGCAGGCCGGUACCGAGGCCGAAUCAGCGCCUCAACCUCGCCUGCCACCUCGCCUCGCAUCGAGCGAAACCCGUCCAUAUUUGGGGGAGGCCAUGGCGAGCCUUCGAGUGGCCUUGGUAUGCCGCAGCCGAGAAAGUAUUCCGAAGGAAUGACGAUGAUGGUCGCCAAUGACGAUGGUGAGGUCGAGGUGAUUGAUCUCGGCUCGGAAGGUCCUGCAGUAUCCGAACAAAGCCAAAACAUCGAAGACCAGCCAAACGGCGCAGCUGCUGUAUCUGCAGAGGGUGGUUCGACUGCAGCUGAUCGAAGCACAGACGGAACCGAUAUGCAGAAUGCCGUGAAGCUUCAGAGGAGCGGCCGGUCAGCUGGACCGCUACUGAGUGAUGCAAGUGUCUCUCCUGAGACAACAUCUGGAGAUCGAGAGACGCAAAGCGAUACCGUUGCGACGUCUUCUUCGUCCAGAGGUGGCAGAUCAGCUGGACCGAUACUUGAGGAUGCACAAGAUUCAGAAAGCAGCCCUGCUCCAGCCACUCCUUCUACGUCAGCAACAACGAGCAAAUCCACAGGAGGACGAUCCGCCGGCCCAAUACUCAAGGAGGCUUCCACUUCACAAGCAAGCGGACACGCCCGGAAACCAUCAAGAGGGCCUUCAGCACUCGAAGCUCACAUCUCGCGGACAAGACAGACUACUCUACCUCCCAAGGCUCGCAAUGAGGAUCAGCGUCAUCUGAAAGACUUCGAGCUGAUGAUGAAAGAGAGCAAGCUGUCCGAGGCCAAGAAGGCGAAGGAGGAUGAAGCGCGCCAGCGUAAGAAGGAGGAGGAGCAGCGCGAGGCCAUCAAGGUGUGGGAGAGUGAGAUCCUGAAGGACUGGCGCGUCGCUCGGAGCUCAACGCGCCUCAGAGAGUAUUGGUGGAAAGGAUCGCCACCUGCUCUGAGGGGCAAGGCUUGGCAACUGGCGAUUGGCAAUGCUCAAAUGCUGCCAAGGAACCUGUGUCAGACGACCAAGACUAGGGUAGCCGACCUCAAAAGCAGCGGCAAAUGGCCCCCUACCAACCCUCUCUGCGACAAGGAGCAGCAUGAACAGAUAGACAUCGAGUCAGAGAUUGAGCAGGACAUCGAUCGUACGCUGCCGAGCUUGAAACUCUUCCAACGUGAAGGAGGCGUUUUGUACGAUGACCUCAAAGAAGUCCUCGAUUGCCUUGUUCUGAUUCGUGCAGGCCAAGCAGAAGAGCUGGCAAAAGAGCGCGACCGCAAGGGGGACAAAGGCGCGGAUCAUCAAAAGAGAGACAAGGCUCCCAAUGGUCUCUCACAGGCAGCCAAGGCAGCCCUUACCCCCCAACUCUACGUUUCGGGUCUUUCACUCCUUUGUGCGACGCUUCUGCUGAACUUGUCGCAGGCAGAGACACUCGUUGCGGUCUUGAAUCUCGUCGCCUCCAAGGCCUGGCUCAGAAGCAUCUACUCCGUGGACACGGAGCAUCUGAAGGAGAGCGCAGCCUUCGAGAGAGUCCUUGAUACGUUUCUGGCUGACCAAUUGCCCAAGGUGUACGCCAACAUGCAGGCGCGAGGCGUCCGACCCUCAGCAUAUGCGCGGGACUGGGUACGACUCCUUUUCGUUCCACUUCUACCCUUCGACGUCGUGUGUAGACUGUGGGACAAUAUCUUUCUCGAAGAAAGCGACUCUCUCAUCUUCCGCAUCUGCCUCGCACUGGUCACCCUCCUCUCUUCGCGGCUGUACGCGCCUGAUGCGGCUGAGCUGUCUUCGAUCUUACAGGGCAGGAAUCGAGCUGCGCUGGCUGUGUGGUAUCGAGGACUGCAAUUUGCGCCUGCCAGUGCAAAGGAUCCAGCGAGUGCUCAGGUCGUAGCCUCUCUGCCUACACCGACCUCGCCGAAGAGCGCAGCAACCCCCCUAUCGGCGAUCCUAGAGCGGUCCUCUGGCACGCCUGGCCAUUCCGCAAACAACUCAAUGUCAACAACGGAGGGCACAAGCGCUGAAGAAGAGGGCAGUGUACCACAGUCCGCCUCUUCAGUCGAAGCGCCUCCUAGUUGGGUGCCGCGCGACUGCCUGUUCACGACGUACGGCAUCAACGAAGACAACCUCUUCCGUGGACUAGAGGAGCAAGUCGGCAUAGAUGGGUGGUUCAAGGAGACGACGUUGGAGAGACUGAUCGGACGAGAGCUUGGCGGGUGAAGAGCGAGAAUACUUUGGCCCUGUAAAUAGUGCUCGUGGGCCUCGCAAUGUACACAAGCGCUCCCUGGGCAGUGAGCUCCGUCCCGAGCCGCGAAUUGGCCCGCC